This is a messenger RNA of Sceloporus undulatus (fence lizard), 1983 nucleotides long. RefSeq names its product hes family bHLH transcription factor 3 (gene HES3). Gene Ontology annotation, molecular function: DNA-binding transcription factor activity, RNA polymerase II-specific; protein dimerization activity; RNA polymerase II cis-regulatory region sequence-specific DNA binding. Gene Ontology annotation, biological process: regulation of neurogenesis; anterior/posterior pattern specification; regulation of transcription by RNA polymerase II. Gene Ontology annotation, cellular component: nucleus. The record is from RefSeq and is a predicted model, not a curated record. The transcript has 4 exons. Bases 1 to 654 code for a protein of 217 amino acids. NCBI's taxonomy places the organism in Eukaryota, Metazoa, Chordata, Lepidosauria, Squamata, Phrynosomatidae.
AUGGGUACGGACUACAGAUCCCAAGAGAGGAGGGCAGUCAGCUCUUUCCGCAAGGUCUCCAAACCCCUCAUGGAGAAGAAGAGGCGAGCGCGCAUCAAUCUUUCCCUGGAACAACUCAAAGCCCUGCUGGAGAAACACUAUUCCCAUCAGAUCCGAAAACGCAAACUAGAGAAGGCGGAUAUUCUGGAGCUGAGCGUAAAGUACAUGAAAAGUCUACAGCACCCGGCCCCAGGGCCAGCACGAAGCACGGACUACCAAGCCGGGUUCCAGAGUUGCAUCCAAGGGGUCCGCCAGUUUCUUCUCCGCUCUUCGGAGGCGACUGGGCUCGGUGUGGGUGACCGAUGGUCCUGCCAGUUCCUCCAUGAUCUGGCCCAGAUCCUCCUGCCCUCGGGGGGUGAUGGUGGCAGCUUCAGUGCCAUAGAAACUAACGCCAGGCCAGCUGCGCUCCAGGAGCCGCGCAUGGGUUCGUCUCCAAAGGUGCACGAGGUCCCCUUGGUACCGGGGUGCAGGAAGGCCACCAGUGACCCCCAGACCCAUCCAAGAGGGGCCUGCCAAGCAGAAGCAAGCCCCCCAGCUCCAGGAAGAGGCUGGAGCCAAGCUAGGAGUGGGCAGGGACCCCCAGAGCGCAACCCAGGUCUGUGGAGACCUUGGUGAGACCACCAUGCACCCUGGCCAUGCAUUUCAGCAGUCUUCCUCAAUUGCCGCUCCAUGCUUGGCCUUCCACUCCUUGGCUCUCAUAUCUUUAUGCCAUCCAAGACUUUGCGCUGCCUGAGGCCAAGCAGCAAGCAGCGCCUUUUCCACACCUCCAUGAAUCUUGUCUCCUCUCCUCUGAGCGUUGUGCGCCUUCGAGUAGUUUCUGACCACACUAAGACAAAAGUAUCCUGGGGUUUUCUUAGCAAGGUUUGUUCAGAGGGGGGUUGCCAUAGACUUUCCCUGAGGCUGAGAGAGUGUGGCUUGCCCAUGGCCACCCAGUGGGUUUAAUGGCCAAGCUGGGAAUCAAACCAUAACCUCCAGAGUUGGAGUCCAACGCUCAAACCAGUUUGCCAUGCUGGCUCUCUUAUCUUGUCUACACCACUAAAAUAUUCUGCAUAGAGUUCGAUUAGAACGCAAUCCACCCGGAUGCCAUUAGCAGGAGUUCAGGUCUUUAGUGGCACCUGAAUCUAAAAAUACCUGAAACUCCCCUUUCAAAAAAGGCUUUGCAGUUUUUACCAGAAUAGUUGCAACUAUCCAUAAGGUUGCACAUCAUUGACUGUGGCUCAUUCUGUCUGCUUUGCACGGAUUCAGAUGGCUGCGCAUUUUCAGCAGAAGGAAGGCGAGUUGAUGCAAAUAUGUGCAGGAAAGUGAAGACCAUUAACUGUCAAUGCAAAAGAAUGAAAAUGUACAAAAAAAAAAUGCUGCAGCAAUUUGCAUAAUACACUUAGUUAGGUAUAGACUACCCUAAAGUGCAGAGAAGCAUUAAAAGCAGCCAAAGUAUUCUGGUGCAUGAAAUGGAGGCCGGGGGAAUCUCAAGCUCCUAUUCCCUUGAAUAUUUAAGAAAUUAAACAUUACUAUCCUUUCCUGGCUCGAAGGUGAGGUUAUCUCUGUCUUGGAAUAAAGAUAUGUAGGGUCAGAGGAUGCUGAUUUGGAAGCUAUAAGGAGAAUGUUACAUAUUCAUGGAUUUAGGAAGCCAUUGUUGUUACCUGCAUUGCCUAUUACUGAGCAUUAAAGAGCUGAAUCAAAAGACAAAGUCCUGAUGAAUAUGAUGUGAUGGCUAUAUAACUUCAUAUAAGAUGUCUUAUAAUAUGCCACAUAAUGGAAUAAUGCCUUAUGUAUAAUGUUAGGGGAUACAGCUAAGGCGAAGUGCCUGGACAAUGCUAUGUCUGGGUUUGGAAAUGUAUAUGCAUGUAUAUCUGUCAAUGAAUAAUUCUAAUAAAGAGCUUGAAAUAGUGUCAGAAGAGUCUGUUCAUCCCCAUACAAAUAUCCUGGAACUGCAAGACUUGCAAA